GUGUGACGUCACAAGGCCGCGCCGUCCCGCACUGUAAUUCGACCGGAGAAAGGAUAAAGUGUCCAAACACAGAGAAAAACUCCUGCUGAAGCGACUGAUCUCCACACUGUUAUAAAGAUGGCGUUUAUUAAAGAGGAGAGUGAAGAUGUGAAGAUUGAAGAAACAUUCAGAGUCAAACAGGAAGAUCUGCAGGAACAAACAGGUGGCUGUCAAAGGAAGGAGGGACCGGUGAACCAGGAAGUCUGUGCCAGGUAUGAUGCAGACCAAAUUGAAGAGAAUGAGGGGAAUAAAGAAGAGGAUCAUCAUGUCAAAAUUGAGGAAAAAACUCAUUUACAGACUGAUGGUAUUUUGAAAAGGAGAGACAAGAAUCGUUUCACCUGCACACAGUGUGGAAAGAGUUUUGGAAGACAAAGCAGUCUUAAAAUUCACAUGAGGAUCCACACUGGAGAGAAACCAUUCACAUGCACUCAGUGUGGGAAGAGUUUCAUCCAAUCAUCAUCCCUUAAUCUACACAUGAUGAGCCACAAUGGAGAGAAACCAUUCACUUGCACCCGGUGUGGGAAGAGUUUCAGCCGCUCAUCACACCUUGAUCACCACAUGAGGAUCCACACUGGAGAGAAACCAUUCAUGUGCACUCAGUGUGGGAAGAGAUUCAGCCUAUCAUCAUCCCUUAAUCAACACAUGAGGAUCCACACUGGAGAGAAACCAUUCAUGUGCACUCAGUGUGGGAAGAGUUUCAGCCUAUCAUCAUCCCUUAAUCUACACUUAAGAAUCCACACUGGAGAGAAACCAUUCACAUGCACUCAGUGUGGGAAGAGUUUCAGCCAAUCAUCAUCCCUUAAUCAACACAUGAGGAUCCACACUGGAGAGAAACCAUUCACUUGCACCCGGUGUGGGAAGAGUUUCAGCCGCUCAUCACACCUUAAUCACCACAUGAGGAUCCACACUGGAGAGAAACCAUUCAUGUGCACUCAGUGUGGGAAGAGUUUCAGCCAAUCAUCAUCCCUUAAUCUACACAUGAUGAUCCACACUGGAGAGGAACCAUUCACAUGCACUCAGUGUGGGAAAAGUUUCUGCCAAUCAUCACACCUUAAUCUGCACAUGAGGAUCCACACUGGAGAGAAACCAUUCACUUGCACUCAGUGUGAGAGGAGUUUUAACUACUCCUCAAACCUUAAUAAACACAUAAGGAUCCACACUGGAGAGAAACCAUUUGCAUGCACUCAGUGUGAGAGGAGUUUCAACCAAUCAUCAUCCCUUAAUGAACACAUGAGGAUCCACACUGGAGAGAAACCAUUCACUUGCACUCAGUGUGGAAAGAGUUUUGGAAGAAAAUGCAAUCUUAAGAUUCACCUGAGGAUCCACACUGGAGAGAAACCAUUCACAUGCACUCAGUGUGAGAAGAGUUUUAACAAAUCAUCAAACCUUAAUAAACACAUGAGGAUCCACACUGGAGAGAAACCAUUCAAUUGCACUUAAGCCGCGGUCACAAUGGACUUUUCUCCCCAUAGACUUCCAUGUAUGUCUCAGACCGAAAACGCAAGUCUGUGUGUUUUGCAGUUCACUGCAUUGCAAAGUUCAAGCUUGGUGAACUUUGACCUGUGAAAUCACAUCACUUGACUGUGUAAGACCAAUUGUAGAUCAAAACAUGACCUCUCUGGACAGAAAUUAAAAAUAUAGACCAAUCGCUCACUUUUUUUAAUGUCUAAUCAUCUUGUUUAAUCCCGCCCCUUUUCUAGGGCUGCUCGAUUAUGGGUAAAAUCAAAAGCACGAUCAUUUUGGUCAUAAUUUUAUAUCACGAUUAUUCAAAACAAUUAUCAGUUGGUCAAAAUUAUUCGCCCUUCUGUGAA
This is a messenger RNA of Danio aesculapii, 1850 nucleotides long. Its product is annotated as gastrula zinc finger protein XlCGF57.1-like. Lineage: Eukaryota; Metazoa; Chordata; Actinopteri; Cypriniformes; Danionidae. The record is from RefSeq and is a predicted model, not a curated record. The transcript has 4 exons. The coding region runs from base 118 to 1479 and encodes 453 amino acids.